AUGAGCAGCAAUAAUUCAGUAACGCGUCAUAACGCGUCAACGCCCAAGAGCUAGAAGCUAAACCAAUCAAAAUUCAGUGCCUUCCACGCAUGCGUCGUGGUUGUAGGACCUGUGCUGAAACGCAAAGUCACUAUGAGAGCAGUUAAAAGUAUCUGACCCUUACUCAGGUGAAGGAUGCUGUAACCCUAUUUCAUGGCUCUGACAGUACUUCGGAGGCGGCAUGUGCUGAAGAAAGUGUGUGCUUCCCUUCUUCUCUCACCCGCUGGCCUGAGUGUGCUGGCAGGAGAGCAUGUGUGUGCUCCGCAGAUUUGGGCCAGAGGCUGGAGGCUCCUUCAGAGAGGACUGUGCCGACACCCUCUCUUCCUCGUCGCCGGUCCUGUCCGGCUUCCCCGCGACUACUCCUUGGGAGGAUCUGGCGCCUCUCUGCUGCACCGCCUCAGCUCUGAGGAGGAGCGUAUGUUUAACGAGAGCCUGUCCUCCUGCGCCUCCUCACGACAGGUCCUGGACCUCCUGAGGUCGUCGCCCCCACUCUCAGGCGCGGCUGCCGCCUCCGUCUUGCACCGGCUGGCCGACGUGGAGCAGGAUGGAACCGGCGGUCUGCGGGACCCAGUGUCAGUGUUGUCUGACCAGGCCUUGGGUGAGCUGUGCGGGAGGUUGGAGCGGGACUCUGUCGAGCUGGAAGACGACAUCGUGGUGAGUGCUCUGCUGGGCUGCACACGCCUUUACCUGGACCCGUGGAGCCGCCUGGUCGUGCGGCUCAUGUUAGAGAGCCAGGUGCGGCUGGACAUGGGUCGCCUUGGCAUUGCUGCGCUGUGCAGUUUAGCGCGCGCACUCUUUGCACUAGAGGGGCCUGACUGUGGCAUGCUAAACCAAGUUAUGCAACAGCUCCGAGAUAAAGUUCCAGAUAACUGGAACACGGAGGAGCUGACCACCAUGUACAGCAUGCUAGCAGGCGGUCUGGGUCAGGGUGGAAGCUACCAGGAUCUGCUAAACCGAAUGAACAGCCGGGCACUCGGCCUAACUUCGAGAAUGGACCCUGCAGCAGUCAGUGAGACACUAAGAGCACUAGUCGCACUGGGCCAAACGCAGGUGCUACCACUGGUGAUCGCGUUGUGCAAACAGACUGUACGCCAUGUCCCAAGCUUCACCAAUGUAGAACUAGACAAUGUGCUUUUGGCGCUCAUGUACUACGGACACAGUGACCACUUCCUCAUUCAGGCACUAGAGCAUCACGUGCCCAAGAUGGCGUUCACUGCCUACCCUGAAACGGUGACCAAGGUGAUGCAGUAUUUUGCCCAGCGGCGCAUUUUCUCGCCAGGUGUUUUCGACACGGUUGCCGAGAGCUUCGUGUACCGGGCAGAUGAGUACACCACGGGGCAGGUGUCUCGGCAGAUAGUGGCACUUGCAGCCAUGGGAUACAUGCCUCAGGAAGCCAGGAGAUUUUUCCGGAAGGUUGAGUCCGUUCUGAAGGGCCGCUUUGCACACUUCCAGCCCAGGGCUCUGCUGGAGCUGCUACAUGCCUGCACACUCCUGCAGCGGUACCCACUGAACUACAUCUCCAGGGUUUUCAGCCCAUUCUUCCUACAGCAGCUCCAGGAGGAAGGUGGUCGGAUGGAUCACGUGGUACAUGCGCAACUCGCACAGCUUUACAUGACGAUAAAGCUGGAAUGCCCAUUCUACAAUAGCCCACGGGUCUUACCAAAGCUGCGUGUGAAGUCGUUCCUGUCUUCUGGGCAUUCGCUGGAGACCCAGGUGAAUCCUCAGCUGUAUAAUGCUGUGAAGACAGGCCUAGUGGAUCUGCUGGGAGCACGAUCAUACUUUGCCUCUAGAGUCCUGACGCCAUAUUGCUACACACUCGAUGUAGAGAUAAAGCUAGAUGAAGAAGGCUAUGUCUUACCAGCCAGUCAUGCUGAGGAAGUAUAUAAAAGGAUUGCUGUGUGUAUAGAUGGGCCAAAGCGCUUUGCUGCUAAUGCCCAACAACUUCUGGGAAAGGAAGCUAUCAAGCAGCGACAUCUUAGGAUUCUGGGUUAUGAAGUUGUUCAGAUUCCCUAUUAUGAGUUUGAAAGGCUGGAGAGCAAGGAAGAGAGAGUGGAAUACCUCCACAAGAAGAUUUUCCCACACAGCUAUAGACUCUGCUGGUGACAUGGAUAUCACUGGUUCCAACCCGUCAUUCAUAAACACAAGCAGAUUGCUGAAAGCAUAGACUGCCACAUGAAAACACCCUCCACUCCAAAAGUGCAGAGGACAAACAAAAAACAUACUUCAUAAUGUGUUGCAUAGGGGAACAGAGAGGUUUUGUUCAAGUAUUGCUGUUUCUUCACAAGAAGCUCAAACUAGAAGUCUAAUGUAUUUUUGAACGUCAGUGUAAUCUAGCUGAACAUAAAAGUGCUAUAGAAAUUAUUCAGCAAAAUAAAGGACCAUGGUCUUUUGGAA
Molecule: messenger RNA, 2433 nt
Organism: Electrophorus electricus (electric eel)
Lineage: Eukaryota; Metazoa; Chordata; Actinopteri; Gymnotiformes; Gymnotidae
Gene: fastkd3
Product: FAST kinase domains 3
Biological process (GO): mitochondrial RNA processing; regulation of mitochondrial mRNA stability
Cellular component (GO): mitochondrial matrix; ribonucleoprotein granule
Molecular function (GO): RNA binding
Source: RefSeq, a predicted model, not a curated record